Rodentolepis nana is the source of this 555-nucleotide messenger RNA. The record is from the annotation of a GenBank genome assembly. Lineage: Eukaryota; Metazoa; Platyhelminthes; Cestoda; Cyclophyllidea; Hymenolepididae.
AUGGAUUGCAACGAUAAAUCUAUUAAAUGCUACGGAGAAAUGUCUUUACAAGCGACUGACAGCAAACCCCAACGCUGUAUUUCCUCUAUUGAAUCAUCUGGGGGGUCGGGCGAGAAAGUAGCCUCUAUAUCUAGACCACAAAUUUCUUCGCAUCAGAGCUUUAACUUACCCCCUAAACCAACUCAUUCGCCACCUCCUGUUCCCACCAGUCCGAACAGUUCUUCAAUGUUGUACCCAUCGAUACCUGAUGAAUUGUCCUCUUUUCCUAAUGGUGCCGCUCCUGCUAAACCUCCACGUUUAGGAAAGGGAUCUAUAGACAGCUACAAUGCUUAUGACAGCGACGACUCAACGAACUGUGAAGUGUUUGCUCCCUACGGAUAUUUGCCUUCCUCUACCUCACCACCACAGCCCCUCUCUCGACAGUCGUCACAACAGUCUGAUGGGAAUGUCCAAAUGUGUAGCAAGGGUUGGUUUGUGGAGAUUGAUGAUGAAGGUAAUAGAUGCUUUACUCAUCCGGAUACUGCGGAUCAAGUAAGCACUAGACCUCUCUUUUAA